This is a messenger RNA of Penicillium vulpinum, 1509 nucleotides long. RefSeq lists its product as uncharacterized. Bases 1 to 1509 code for a protein of 502 amino acids. The transcript has a single exon. Lineage: Eukaryota; Fungi; Ascomycota; Eurotiomycetes; Eurotiales; Aspergillaceae. The record is from RefSeq and is a predicted model, not a curated record.
AUGCCGUCUUUGCUUGGCCUUCCGUUGGAACUCCUAGUCCAAAUCGUAGAAGAAACGAUUCCGGCGGAUUUUGAAGCCACAGCCCUGUCUUGUAAAACUCUAUUUGCUGCCAGCACCCCUUUCCGAGCGCGAUAUGCUACCCAACGGAAACGCUUUCGAAACUUUACAUUUUCGCGAAAGAUUGAUCAAAACCUGGAAGGGGCAGAGAAAUCUGACUCAGACGAAUGUUGGGAUGAAAUUACCCAAGAAACAGGUAUCCGGAUCAUGACCACGCGAGAGCUAUUGGAACACAUUGCUCUGGAUCACUCUGUGGCGCAAUAUAUACAAUCCGUUGACCUGAGAGGGCAUGCAGAUGUAGAGGAAGAUGAAGAGGUAUCAAAUUCGCUGGAAGCCGAGGUACCUGAGACUCUCAAGAACUUGGUGCUCACAUCGCCCUUCAUUGAAGCAUUUGGGGGGCACCCAGAUGAUUGGAUUGGGCAAAUCAAAUGGUCCGAAAUAUAUGCAGACGUCUUCCUUUUGACCCUGCUAUUGCAAGUACGAAAAGUGGCUUUACAUCCACGUUGGGAUGAGCUAAAUCCUUUUAAUAAGCGUAAUGCUUUGACCAACGAACGUCUAUGGCCGGUGCUCAAGCUGAUUACGCACCGGGCCAAUCAUGCCGACGAAUUUCCCAAUGCGCCGUUGUCCAUGCUCUCCAUUGUACAGCCAUCCCGUGACAUCGGCUAUGAAGAGAGAUCUCCUCUGACACCAUUUGUACCAUUCCUGGCAAUCAAUUCCGUCUCCGAAGUCUCCCUGACUAGCUGCAUCUUCAAAGACGAUGGGUAUACUGGAAUCGUGUUUGACCCGUUGGUGGAAUUUUAUAGUACAAACUUGCGGAAACUGAUUUUGGAGUCAUGUGUCGCCGGCACGGAGGAGCUAUCACAGCUACUCUUGCGAAUUCCAAACCUGGAGAUCUUUGAGUUUUCUCACGAAACCAAGUGGCAUGGCUGCGGCCAUAACUGGCACAUUGGUGCAUUCCUGGAUACUGUGCAGAAUUUCUGCGCAAAGACACUCAAGAAAUUGUCAGUGACAAUAUUCACUCAUUUUGGUAAUAAAGGAGCCACUCUCAUGGACAUGACACGUUUUCGGAAAUUGGUUGAGCUUGAAUUGGACAUUGAUAUGCUGUGCGGUCCUGCGUAUAAUCCGUCGAUGAGAGAUUUGGAAUGGGAUGAAUUUGAGUCGGCUGGCAGUCCAGCCUGGCCCAAACUGAUUGAUAUGUUGCCAACAACCAUUGAAAGGCUCAACUUGUGUCUUAACACAUUCAAUGAUGACCAUCUGGAGUGCAUCGCUCAUUUAAUUGAGGGCCUUUCAGAUGCUCGGGUCGCAAAGCUGCCCCAUUUAAAUAAGUUGAGCCUUUCUGUGCGUAUGGAUUCAGGCUUGACGAUUCCGGACGUGGCACUUGAGCCUUUAAAUGCUGCGAAGAAAAGUGGUUUUUCAAUUCUGAAGCUUGGCACAUCCAUUCCUCUUCUAUAA